Messenger RNA from Penicillium riverlandense, 999 nucleotides. RefSeq lists its product as uncharacterized. The transcript has 2 exons. Gene Ontology annotation, biological process: regulation of transcription by RNA polymerase II. NCBI's taxonomy places the organism in Eukaryota, Fungi, Ascomycota, Eurotiomycetes, Eurotiales, Aspergillaceae. Bases 1 to 999 code for a protein of 332 amino acids. The record is from RefSeq and is a predicted model, not a curated record. Gene Ontology annotation, molecular function: DNA-binding transcription activator activity, RNA polymerase II-specific.
AUGCUGGAGACAAGACUGCUACAUCAGUACUUAACCUCGACGUACCACACUUUGUCCGAAGAUGAUAUAUCGGCCCAUCAUUUUUCUAUCAGCAUUCCUCGUAUGGCUACUCUCUUCCCAUACUUGCUUGACAGCAUGUUCGCACUUUCUGCAUUACACCUGGCCUCAAUCGAGGCCGUUAACCGUCAACCAUGGAUUAAUGCUGCCUUGCGCUACCAGAGCCAGGCGUGUUCUGGGCUCGGGAAGGUUCUCUCCAACAUCUCACCGCAGCAUCAAGAACCAGCCUUCAUGUCGUCCGUAUUCAUCAUGUUGUUUGCGACCGGUCUUCCGAGUAUAUCCCCUGAAAACCGCCCCACAGAUCCUCUUUCUGCGGUUCUCGAGGUCCGCACAUUGAUCACUGGCUGCGCCAUGUUGUUCAAUCAGAUCAACUCGUUUGACAGUGAGGGCGAGCUGAAGGGCUGGCAAUGCUUUAGUGACCGACUCGAAGACCUCAAAAAGAGAAACCUCAAUAGGUAUGCAAUUUCCUUCCAAAGUAUGCACCAAGUGCUAGGCAUUGACAUCUUUUGCAGCGAUGGAUUAUUAGAUGCACGAAUGUUAAAACUGCUGGAGUUACACAAAAAAAUCAUGGAAUCGCUCGGCCGAUUGCACACCACCAUCGACAAACUCCAGGGCCCAGAAAAAGUUACAUAUCAAACGACUUGGCAACUUCUUUACCGGGCCGUUGAGCCGUGGCCCAAGACUGGCCCAUAUGGAGGCCCUAUUGCAUGGCCGCUCUUCAUCAACGAAGAAUAUCUAUCGCUUCUCCAAAAGGGCGACUGGUUAGCCCGGAUUUUAUUCCUACAUUAUGGGGUAUGCAUGCGCCUUCUGUCCCACCGAUGGUACGUCCGUGACUGGGGCUGCCAGCUUGUUGUUGCGACAUUGGAACCACUAGAAGAGAUCCCGUCGGAGUGGGUCGAGAGUGUUGCGUGGAUUAGACAAGCGGUAGAUGCUGAUAGCUAG